AUGAAAUCAGAGUCUGAAGACCAACAAACAGAUGGAGCUGAUGACCGAAAGCGGAAAAGACGUAGUCGGUGGGGUGGUGAAGAAUCAAAGGUGAAUAUUCCGGGGCUACCAACCGCUAUCACUGCCAAUAUGUCCAAAGAGCAAUUGGAUACAUAUCUUUUACAUAUGAGGUUGGAAGAAAUUGGAAGGAAAUUGAGGACUGGGGAUUAUGUUCCACCAGAACGUGAAAGAUCAGCAUCUCCCGAGCCAAUCUACGAUAUUCAAGGAAAGCGUGUAAACACUCGAGAAUAUCGAUACAGAAAGAAACUCGAAGACGAACGUCAUCGUUUAAUCGAGGAGGCUGUUAAAAGAAAUCCCGAUUUCAAGCCACCAGCGGAUUAUAAACGACCAACAAAAGUCCAAGACAAAGUUUAUAUUCCCGCAAAGGAAUUCCCAGAAAUAAAUUUCAUUGGUCUGUUGAUUGGGCCUCGUGGUAACACUCUGAAAAAGAUGGAGUCCGAAUCUGGUGCUAAAAUCAGUAUUCGCGGUAGAGGCAGUGUUAAAGAAGGCAAAAGCAGAACUGAUGCUGCCGCAAGUGCAAAUCAGGAAGAAGAUUUACAUUGUUUGGUUACUGCUGAUGCCGAAGAAAAAGUUGCAAAAGCUGUGAAAAUGAUCAAUAAAAUAAUUGAGACGUCUGCAUCCGUUCCGGAAGGUCAAAAUGAACUCAAACGUCAACAAUUACGCGAAUUAGCUGCACUAAAUGGUACCCUUCGUGACGAUGAAAAUCAGAUUUGCACGAAUUGUGGUGCUACUGGACAUCGGAAAUACGAAUGCUCUGAAUCACAAAAUUUCACAAUCAAUCUAACUUGUCGCAUUUGUGGUGGUCAUGGACAUACUGCCAGGGAUUGUAUGGAACGAAAUAAUCCUGAAGCUUUGCUACAAGCUAAGCAACGUGAUCAAAAAUUGGAUAGUGAAUAUCUUAGUCUAAUGGCUGAAUUGGGUGAAAGUGUUGACGCAUCCAAAACAAACGAAGUGGCGAGAACCGGGCAUUAUGGUCCUACAGGAGCGUCUAAACCCCCGUGGGCCGCUCAACCUUCUCCAACCUCGGUCACUGCCCCUCCUUGGGUAGCAAAAUCAACAACACAAAUACCUCCACCUGGAACAUCUUCAUCUUUGCCACCGUGGCAGCAAGGGACUACGAUGCCAGCUGUGCCUCCUCCACCUGGAUUGUCAACUGCACCUCCCCCACCAGGCUUAUCACCUACUACCCCCACUAGUACUAAUGCGCCUUGGGGUGGUGUGAAAUCAACUUAUCCACCUCCAAUGCCACCUCCUGGUUCUUCAGCCUAUGCGCCUAUAACAACUACAUCUGCCUAUCCCCCAGUCGCAUCUUCAUAUGCACCGCCUCCUACUACUGCUACAAGCUAUGGAUAUGCUGCUUAUAGUACUGCUGCUUCUUAUGGCUAUAAUGCAUAUCCAACGGCGGCGGCAGCAGCAGGAUAUCCACCUCCACCACCCUCCACGCGUGCAUGGCAGGCUCCUCCACCUCCACCUCCUUCAAGUCCCGCCCCACCAUUGCCACCGCCACCAAAUCAACCUCCACCUCCAUCACAAUAA
Messenger RNA from Ambispora gerdemannii, 1596 nucleotides. The record is from the annotation of a GenBank genome assembly. NCBI's taxonomy places the organism in Eukaryota, Fungi, Glomeromycota, Glomeromycetes, Archaeosporales, Ambisporaceae.